Molecule: messenger RNA, 1177 nt
Organism: Orussus abietinus
Lineage: Eukaryota; Metazoa; Arthropoda; Insecta; Hymenoptera; Orussidae
Exons: 9
Coding region: 1-1155 (384 amino acids)
Source: RefSeq, a predicted model, not a curated record
AUGUUCAGCUUCCUGGUGGUUCUGCUGGUCAUUGCUUCCCUGGUGUCCGGUGAGGUUCCCUCCUGGGAACAAACCCUGGGGGAUGGUAGCACUUCCGGACAGGCUGAAAAUAAUCCUCUCUCCACCCGCCAAGGAAGAUUUUUCCCCCUCUUCAGCGUGGUGCGCUUCAAGAACUCCGAGUGCUCCGGAAGUAGCAACAUCAAUGGAACCUGCUUUACCAGAAGAGAGUGCUCGAAUUACGGUGGAACACCCUCGGGUACUUGUGCAAGUAGACUUGGAGUCUGUUGCGUGUUUCAGAAGACUUGCGGGGCAUCGACGAACGUGAACAACACGUACUUCAUCAACCCGAAUUAUCCAACGACGUACAACGGGGGUGAGCGUUGUGCACUUACGGUGUAUCGUUGCAAUCCGGACAUUUGCCAACUGCGUCUAGAUUUCCUCGACUUCAGUUUGUCGCAACCAAAUGUCAACGGGACCUGCGACAACGACUUCAUGUUGGCCACCGGAGGCGCAUCUUCCGUUCCACGAAUUUGCGGAGAAAAUACGAAUCAGCAUGUGUACGUUGACUUCAAUGAGGCCAAUCCAAUCACGAUAUCGAUUGACACGAACGCGGAUUUCUCGUUUGAGAGAAGGUGGAACUUAAGGAUACAGCAAAUACCCUGCGAUUCUCUGUGGCGCGCCCCGAAUGGAUGUCUGCAGUAUUACAGAAGUGUUACCGGCACGGUGAUGAGUUUCAAUUACGGAACUGUAGUAAACCCUAGAGCGCCGAUGCAAGGGACGAGGGAGAUGGCAAAUUUAAGGUACGGAGUGUGCGUAAGAAUGGCUCUGGGGUAUUGCAGUAUCGAAUGGUCACAGUCGGACAAAAAUUCGUUCACCGUUUCUGGAGACACGGGGACUCUCGAUACAACUUAUAUAGGGACCGAAUUUGCCGCCAUGUCUGGUACGGAAUGUGAUAAGGAUUUUGUGAUAGUACCUGAUCCCUAUGCGAAUGGCACAGCUCAGAUCGUCGAUCGGUUUUGUGGUAACGGAUUUACAACAAAAAUUAGCAGCCUUAAACCUUUCGUGCUGUACGUGGUGACUGACGCCGACGAACUACGAGAUUUCCAAAAUCGAGGAUUUGUCCUGAUGUACAGACAAUUAGCAUGCGCUGUAUAAGUCACCGGAAAGAGAAAACGUC